Acyrthosiphon pisum (pea aphid) is the source of this 1309-nucleotide messenger RNA. RefSeq names its product homocysteine S-methyltransferase. The record is from RefSeq and is a predicted model, not a curated record. Gene Ontology annotation, molecular function: S-adenosylmethionine-homocysteine S-methyltransferase activity. Lineage: Eukaryota; Metazoa; Arthropoda; Insecta; Hemiptera; Aphididae. The transcript is spliced from 6 exons. The coding region runs from base 178 to 1119 and encodes 313 amino acids. Gene Ontology annotation, biological process: S-methylmethionine cycle.
AACAUAAUAUUAUAAUCGUUCUCGUCAAAUGCAAACCGUUGUGGGUAAUACAUCGCCAGACAUCAUCGGUCGCGAACGCAGUGCAGAAUAACCGGUUGGUGAACCUAUAUAUACUAUUUAUAUUCGAUAUUAUAUUAUUUUCAUCACAACCUUAAAAGUUUUUCGUGCUUCGUCGACAUGCAGGAUUCCACGGUGCUCAAUAUGAAAAUGUACCUGUUGGAUGGAAGUUUUAUCAGUGGAAUUUUGCCAUACGUUGAGUAUGACAGCGUCAUGAAACAUCCACUUUGGGGUUCUAAUUUGAUUUUUAACAACGAAGAAGCUGUUGUUAAAGCUCACAGAGACUAUAUCAGAGCUGGAGCGGAAUUUCUGACCACCAACACUUACCAGGCGAGUAUCGAAGGCUUUCAAAAAUACUUGAACUUAAACUAUGAUCAGAGUUUCCAAUUGAUUAAAAAAUCUGUCACAAUUUGUCGGCGAGCAAUAAUGGAAGAAAGUUCUGGGAGGACAAUUCGAAUAAUGGGAUCUGUUGGUCCGUACGGCGCUUCACUGUGUGAUGGUUCCGAGUACAAUGGAAAUUAUAUAGGCAAAAUUGAUUCAAAAGAUCUGUACGAUUGGCACAAGCCUCGGAUCCAAGCACUGGUUGAGGCUGGUGUCGAUGUAGUACUUUUUGAAACAAUUCCUUCGAUCAUCGAGGCUAACAUUUUGCUAAACAUAUUGGCCGAGUAUCCAAAUCAAAAAGCAUGCUUGUCGUUCUCGUGUAAGGACAGUGAACACUUGAGUCACGGAGAAACAUUUGCAAGCGCUGUUGAAAAAUUCUGGACAAAUGAUUCACGAAAACAAUUAAUUGCCAUAGGCAUGAACUGUAUGGACCCACAACUCAUAACACCACUUUUGACGUCCGUAAAAACUGAGAAUGUCAAUUUCAUAACUUAUCCAAAUGGAGGUGGAGUAUGGGAUGCCGUUAAAAAAUGCUGGGACAAUACUCAAAUGUAUCAAGUUUCUAUCGACGAUCUAAACUUGUGGAGUGAAAAAGGUCUGAAAAUAAUUGGAGGUUGUUGUAACACUGGUGUAACAGAAAUAUCACGUAUCAGAAACUUAAUUGACAAUUUAUCUUCCUAAUGCAAACACCUAAAUAUGUAUUAUUAUUCAUUUUUGAACUAAUAUUAAUUGUAAGUUAUUCUAUUGAAUAUAAGAUAUAUCAUGCUACAAUAUUUGUUUAAAAAUAAAACAUACGUCUAUUGGAAUUAACUAAAUAUACCCGCUAUAAUAUCUUUGUAUUAGGUACUUAAUAAAUAAAAUUACACAAAAA